Penaeus monodon (black tiger shrimp) is the source of this 8006-nucleotide messenger RNA. RefSeq lists its product as uncharacterized. The record is from RefSeq and is a predicted model, not a curated record. Gene Ontology annotation, biological process: protein phosphorylation. The transcript is spliced from 26 exons. Lineage: Eukaryota; Metazoa; Arthropoda; Malacostraca; Decapoda; Penaeidae. Bases 322 to 6636 code for a protein of 2104 amino acids. Gene Ontology annotation, molecular function: ATP binding; protein kinase activity.
UCCUUCCCCCCAGCAAUACGACCACACCAAAACCCCCCCUCUUCCUUCCCCUCCCCUCCCCUCCCCUCCCUCCUCAAGAGCUCCAAAGGGGGGGACAUGAGGUCGUGGCACCAGUGACAUGCUCCUCCUCGUGCCGGCUGAGGCGUUGACAUGAGGGCUGGCUGGGGGUGGCCCUUGGAGAGUGACAUGAGGGCUGGACACACUCGAGGCACCUGAAGGGAGCGAGUGAGAGGAAGAGGAGAAGAAGAAGAAGAAGGGAGAAGGAGAGAAGAGGUUGAAUUUGACAAAGAGACUGCCGAAACGCGAAGGAAACGCGUCAAGAUGAAGAAGCUCUUCCAGAGGAUAGACCAAUCCAACAAGGACCAGUCGCACCAGAGUUUCGUCGGCAAGGUCUUUGUGGUCGGGAGGAACACGGUCACCGUCGAGGAUGUCAUUGCCGAGGGAGGCUUCGCUCUUGUCUUCCUAGUCAAAGGCAGCGGUGGAGUGCGGUAUGCGCUCAAGAGAAUGUAUGUUAAUAAUGAACAUGACUUAGAAGUGGCAAGAAAUGAGAUUAACAUUGCAAAAAUGCUUAAUGGUCCCCGCACAGUGGUUGGUUACGUGGACUCGGGCGUCACGCACACUGGGGGCGGCGUGUAUGAGGUCCUCCUACUUAUGACAUUUUGUCGCAAGCAUCUCCUGCAUCUUAUGAAUGACAGGCUCAACAGUGGCUUAACAGAGGCAGAAGUACUCAAGAUUUUCUGUGAUGUAUGUGACGCAGUUUCUAGACUCCACCACAUAAACCCUCCCAUUAUUCAUCGAGAUUUAAAGGUUGAAAACAUCCUGAUAAGCACCGAGGGCAGCUACGUCCUGUGCGACUUCGGCUCUGCAACCUCCCGCGUUCUGUGUGGGACGACCGACGGCAUUACCCGAGUGGAGGAGGAAAUCCAGAGAUACACCACGCUGGCCUACCGUGCCCCAGAGAUGAUCGACUUGUACCUAGGGAAACCGAUCACCACCAAGUCGGACAUUUGGGCACUAGGUUGUAUGUUGUAUAAACUGUGCUUCUUCACAUUGCCAUUUGGCGAGAGCCCCCUCGCCAUAUCUUCGGGAAACUUCUCCAUUCCAGACAAUGCAAAAUACUCCAAGACCUUACAAGCCCUCAUCCGCUACAUGCUAGACCCAGAUCCCGAGACACGUCCAGACAUCUACCAGGUAGCCAGCGUGACCUUCAUGCUGGCUGGGAGAGAAUGCCCUGUCAGAAAUGUCAAUAACGUCACCGUGCCGUCAUUAGACCAGCUUUGCCAGAUGGUUAGUGAGAGAGAACAGCAGUCUUCAGUGAAGGUCAGCCGUGCCCCCAUAGUGCCGGUGAUAGAGAGUACCUCGGUUGCUCCCCGGCAGCGGCCAAAGGCAUCGCAACAUCCUGGGUCUCUAGGGGGUCCUGUAGGGGCUCUCCCGCUCGGUCCUCCACUGCAAAACACGCAAGGUUUGAAAAGAAACAUAGGAGUGCCAUCCAGUGAUAGUGGUAAUGUCCAGCAGCAAUCACAACAACCAGGCCAGCAGCAGCAAACGCAGCAGCCACAGCAACAACAACAAACACAGAUAACACAACAACAGCAACAACAAGCACCACAACAGCAGCAGCCACAGCAGCAACACAGUCAAGCAUCGCAGCAGCAAACACAGUCCUUAGGGGAUGUGAGCCCCACCACAGCUUUUCCCCCUGCGGCAUUGUUUGGGUCUGAGACCUUCCCUCCCACCCACCAGUCAUUCCCCGCUAGUCAGUAUGGGCCUUCAACAGGAGGGACAGCUCCAGCAGGAACAGCCAGCAGUCAGCCCCCGAGCUUGAGCACUCAGCCUUGCUCUGGGUCUAUGGAGGCAUUUUUCCCACCUUCAGGUAAUCCAUCAUCAGUCUACUCAUCAACAUCCUUUUUCUCAACUCUCCCAUCCUCCUCCUCUCCCUCUUCUGCCUCUUCCUUUACCACUACUUCUUGUUCUUCCUCUUCUUUGCUGUACCCUAAGAAAGUGCAUGUGGAUGGCCAACAAGCUGGGUGCUUAAGGUGGAGGGACAUUCCUCAGAUUUCAGGCCAACCUCAGGCAAGUGCCUUACCCAGAGUUGACAAUACCUUGGGAAGUGCUGUUAUGGGUGCCAGAGCAGGGAGCAAAGACACCGUUCCUAACCCUGGAGACGACUUGCUUAGCUUUGUGGAUGUCACUUCAGGUUCUGGUGAGAGCAGUAGGUCUAACUCUGGAGCACUCAAUGCCCAGAUAAUGCAAAUGUAUGCAUCCCCCUCUCAACCCGGUGCUCAUUUUGGUGCGGGUGUGGCUGGCCGGCUGCGGCCCAGCACACCUUUUGUUCAGAACCCCAGGAUGUUGCCUCCCCAUCCUCAGCCAUACCAGGUUGGGAGAGGGAUAGGAAUGGCUUCCAAUACCUUUGCUAAUAAUAAUGCCUAUAACUUAAAUAACAACAACUGUUUCCCUGGUGGGUGGGCAGUGCAGAGAAUGUCACAACCGCAGCAGCAGAACACCUCUGCCGCCGCGAUGGUGCCACGAAUGACCAAUAACUUUUAUGUGAGUCACUUCCCAGCCAUGAACCCGAGGCAGCCGAAUAUGGUUUCCACACAUCAUCCAAACAAUAACUCCCACUUGGCAAAUGCUGAUACUCUAGAUCUUCUCCAGUUUUAUGUUAGAUUAACAGAGGGGAAGAAACUGCUUAAGCUCACAUAUUGUAGGGUGAAGUAUGGGCUGGAGGCAGAGCUGUUGAAGAAAGUGAAGAAAGGUUUGAAGCACAUGACAGAAAAUGACGGAGGAAAGUGGAAAGCUCUGAUGUUUAAGAGAAGAGACGUCACAGAUGAAGAGGAUAUAGCGUGUGAUCAAGCACCUUUGCCAGCUUAUAGUGAACUAGGGAAGAGUAGUGUUUUGCAAUACAAACCAUUCAGAAAGAAAAAUUUUAAGGAAUACCAGUUGAACAGUUUUCGACAUUGGGACUCAAGAGAAACAUAUCUAGAAGCAUUUGCUCUCACGGAGUAUAUUGUCUCAUUUUGCAUGCUGCCGAAAAAAUGGUUAACUCUUAAUACAAAUCUCCUUCAUGGCUUUAUCCUGGAUAUUGAAAUGUUACUAGCUGUACUUACGAAGUCUGACUUGCCAGGUUAUGUUGGAGUCUGGUGGUGCUGUCAACUGCUGAAAUGGAUCAAGCGUACACAAUAUAAGCAUAGAUCAGAAGUUCUGCAUUAUCUAUUUCUUAAUUUGACAAAUUCUGAUGAGCAAGCUUUUCUUCACAUAGUUAUCUUCAGUUUCCUCUUCAUGAUAUCCAGUAUUCUCAUGAAAAUCAAAGCUUUGUCGCUAGGAUCAUCGAGAAGGCGGAGCACUUCCGGUCGCUUGGCUAGGCGGCCUAUGCGCGUGGUCUUCCACGCUAUAAGUACGAAGCGAACCUCGGCUGACUUCACCAGCAACCUACCCUCGCAGGUACCAGCAGUCGAGCAUCCCAGGAGUGCAGCAGGAAUGUGUGUUUCUGCCUUAACACCCUAUACUAAAUUUGAUGAGAAUUAUGAGAAACGGCAUGAUAUUCAGGUUGCAAGAUUUUAUUACGUUGUGCCUGUUUUAUUGCCAGUUGUUGUUUGGUUUUCACUUAGGGAAAGGACCUUUGCCAGUGAGACGACGCAGUUCCUUGCCCCCUUUGAGACCUCGGUGAAGUCUGCGGAGAGAGAAGCAGGACCUGCUAGCACCCCCCAGACAGAGGAUGGUUCACAGGAAGGUCUAGUCAGCUCUGACGUGAAUUUGGCCGCGGCAGAAGUCCGAGCGUGGAACCCCUUCAAUGACAUGACGCCCUUCAGUCAGAUGUCGGAGGAUCACAUCUUUGGUGCUGAGUUUGACAAGAUUCGAAGGGGAUCUCAAAGCAGUAUAUCAAAUGUAAAGAGUAGAGAAAGUUUAGUAAUGUCCACAGAAGAUGACCCAUUUGGUGCAGCACCAUUUAGCAUCCCUGGUUCACGUCGGGGGAAAAGUGCGGGCAAAAGUGAGUAUGAAGGCCGGAUGAACAGCACCGAGGAAGUGGUUACCUCUCCUACUGAGCAGGCUUCUGGUGGAGAUUGCACGAUAGAGCUCCUGCAACUACACAGUGAGAGACGUCGCCGCUCCAGCGUGUCUUCGCAGUGCUCCCAAGAUUCGCAGGGAACGACCACGGAGCAGACAACUAUAGGAGUCUCCUCUUCAUACUUCACGAGACCUCCUCUGGAAGACAGAUCUAAGUAUGAGAAACUCCAGAAUGCACAUGACGAGGAGAGCGAGGAGGAGGCCGAGAGCCAGGUGUUCCAGCGCAGUCGAGAGGUCAAGCACUUGCAGCCGACCUCCCAUUCACGCGAGCAGGUGGAGGCUGGGCCGAGAAAGCAUCCCAGGCAGAGGAGCAGACGGGGCAAGCUCUCUGGGGUGCAGAAGGAGAACUCCCUUGAGGCCGGGCAGGAUGGCAAGCCAGAGGGGGUUUUCAUAUGCAGUGUGUCGGAUGACGAUUCCAUAGGCUCAGCGAGUGACCUUAAGGAUAGGAUUAAUGAUGAGUACGACUAUGACAAUUGUGAUAGAGGAGAUAUAUCGGAAACAAUUAGUUCCUCAGUGUACCAUGCAGAGUGUGAGAGCGUGACAACGCACGAAGACGAUAUUGCCAGGACAGGAGAGAGUGGCGACCCAUUACAGUUAGUGCGGCGUGGACCAAAGCCCAGCAAGGCAGCCAUGAGAGCUCAGGCAAAAGCUCUCCAGGAACAGGAGAACAGAAAGUGUGCACAGGAUAGGUUGUUAGGCCAUGAGUAUGGAGAGAAACCUCUCCUCUUAGAUGAUGAACUGGACUCUGGUGAUGAGGAAGGGAAGAUGUCUGACAACCAAGAGGAGCAGAAGUUAGAUCCACAGCCAGCGCCAUUGGUUGAGCAGCCAGCCACCAAGAGUAACUUGUUUCAUGUCCCAAGACCUUUUAGAAAGACCUCUAUGGAUGAUUCUUAUAAGCAUAAGGAACACACAGGAGAUGAAGAUGUGUUUGCACUUGCCCCGUUCAAAUCUUCACUGAAGAAACUCAACAAGAAAGUAUUCCAGAGUCGCAGCCAGCCUUCCAGCAAUACUGUGUCCCCUCUAGAAUCCACGAGCCAGCCCAUCAUAACCCCUCCCAUGGCCAACAGCUCCCCCGUCCCAACGCACUUAGGCAGCCCUGAGGUCCCGGACAAGGCUUCAGAACCUGUCAGAUUGCCUGUUCAAGCUGACAUCAUAUACGAAGAAUCUCCGAGUGAGGAGUAUCCCAUCUACGAAAACGUUGUGCUCAAUCCAAGUGGUGGUAGUGUAGAAAAUGGGCCGACCACCCCUAGAUAUCACCAUUACGAGAACAUUCCUGGACCCUUCCCUGUGCCCUUGGCCGAAGACAUCCCCACUGUGGCUAAUCCGAUUCCAACGAAAAACCCAUUUGUAAAUCCGUUCAUUGGUGACAGUCCAGUAAAUAUUGUUCCUUCAGCAACUCUAGAACCUCAUCAGCAUUUUUCUAACCAGUCUGUGAUAUCAGGAAGUACAGAGCAGAGUGAACCAAAUGUCCCUUUCAAAAAUUCGCAAUCAAAUCACGGUUUGAUGUCCCAAAGCCUGGAUUCCCUUGUUCCAAACACUGGUGCUGGAUCUGUUAGUUCUCCAUCCUUCCAAAGCACAGACCUCUUUGGAUCCACACCCUUCAGUGAUGUCACAAUUUCAAGUGCUACUCCCUCUGCUGAUGCCAAAGAAUUCUCAACUCUCAGCCAGACAGUCUUAAACGGUGUUCCAAGUUUUACAAAUUCCAGUCAGUCUGUGUAUUACACUCCAUCUACAGACAUUAGCACUCACAUUCCUGUUCAUACUUCCACUCCACGUUCUGUAAAGAUCCAGCCAGUUGCCCGACAGUCUAGAGUGAAUUCAGCCGACCUGGAUGAUGCUGACUUGUUUGGUGCUGUGCCUUUUAAGCCCAUAAUCGGUCACCACCAGCGUUCCAGUCAGGGAUCAGGUGGCAAAAGUCAGACUCUACCAGCUAACAUGAGCUCCACCUUCCAGGCCCAGAUGGCCCAGAUGGCAAGGGAUGACGGUCACAUUGAUAAAUUCUUUGGCGACUUCAAGGUCCCCAAGUCCCUGAGGAAGUCUACACCGCCCAGUUUCCGAAAGCCAAGAGCAACACAUCAGAAAUUCUCUGAUUCUGACACCUCAAGUGAUGAAGGAGGCCUCAUGAGUAGCCGUAAGCCCAGGCACAGAGACAGGAGCAAAGACAGAAUGAAAUACAAGAACAUCAGUGAAGAAUUUGAAGAGGAAAAUGUAAUGGUUCUUCCCAUGAAGCAGUUUGGCCACUCAAAGAAGGAGAAAAUCAGCAAAAAGAGCAAAAAGCUUGAGAAGCAGGAGAAAAAGGUGGAAAAGACAGAAAAGAAGCCUGAGAAGAACAUAAGUUUUGAAUCAGCAGGCAUUUCCAACAUGAGUUUUGAGGACUUCACCCUGGAGGAGAGCAGACGAGAGGCUGAUAAAACCAAGCGGGAGGUAGAGAGGAACCGCCAAGAGGUUGAGAAGGCAGAGGACUCCCUCCAAAGUCCUGAAGAGGACGACUCAGACUUAAGAAUGACAGGAGGCACAAGAUUUGGCUCCUUGAAGAGAGGCAUUAACCCAUUUUCUAAGUUGGGUCGCUGAUGGAUUCCAUGUUUUUAUAGAUUUUUAUAUAAGCUGACAGAUCUGCUGGAUUCAGAGACCAGAACAUUCCUUGACUUUCAAUAUAGUGCAUUGUAAACAAAGAUUCAUACAUAGAUUAAAAGAAUUACAGUAUAGGGUAACAGUAAAUUUUAAGGUCCAGCUAUAUCUGCUUGAGUAUAUACAUUAUAAGAGGUAUAGAAUGGAGUACCUUUACAAGUGAAAGGAGCUCAUUUCUCUCCUCAUUUAUAUGGGGUUAUAGCUUGUAUAUUUUAGAAGGAGUACAAUGUUCCUACAUAAUCUGGAAAUGUAGCAAAUUAUUUGUAAUACUGUAAAUUACCACAAUGUUACAUAUCUGAAUUUAGAUCUGUUACUCAGUAAUAGCAAAUAUGAUAAAUAAGGGCAAGACUAAGAUUUUUUCCUACAAUUAUCAAACUGUACUGUUUACCAGCAGCCAUAAUACCACAAAGAAGCACUUUAUUGCUUUAUAAAAGUAAAAAAGAAAAAAAAAAUAGCAAGGUCCGAACACAGCAAAGUGGGUAGCAUUCAGUCUCUGUCAGCAUUGGUAGCUAGUCAUCUAUAGGCUGGGAAUCAAUAGCAUAAUGAUUGGUUCUCCAAAUUCCUUGCUGUCACUAAUAAUAGCUAGCUGUGAUUAGGUGUUGAUGUGCUACAAGUGACUGUCUCAGAAAGUAGUGCAGUGAAGUUGGGCCGUUAAAUAGCCCAGUAAAGAGCUUCUUCCAUAUAUUCAUUUAGAAGUACAGUAUUUCAACCUUUGUGAUGUUUUUUUUUUUUUUGAAAAAAGCGAACUUUUAGUAGAUGCUGGUGCUUGGAAGGUGAGAGAGAGCUAUUUGGGUUAAAAGCUUUCAACUAGUUUAGUCUUACACAGAGUAUAGCAAACAGUGGGAUCUAUAAUGAGUAUUAUUUAGAUUUUUUUUCCCCAGUAUAUUCUAUUUGGUAAAGAUUACUACCCAGUUUGAUUCCAUUAGUACACACCUCUAUUUUCACUCCCACAUUAUUAAGUAGUCAUUGGAAAGAGUUGUAGUCUGUAAGGGAGAAAAUGGAUUUAAUAAGAUUUAAUGGAAAGAAUAUCUAAUGCUUUGUAUUAAAAAAUAAAACAAAAGAAAAAAAAAAUAUUGCAACCAGGCUCUUACCAGAUGAAUUAGUUUAAGAUAUGUUGUAUUAUCACAUAAUGGCCUUUAGUGAAUUUAACCUGGAAUGUGGUUCCCAGUAGACGUGUAUAUAUGAAGUGGAAGCUCUUAGGAGAAAGCAGUCAUGAUUUCUCUCUUUCUUUCUCUCUUUCUUACUCUCUUUCUUUCUCUCUAUCUUUCUUUCUUUCUCUCUUUCUUUCUUUCUCUCUCUCUCUCUCUCUCUUU